Messenger RNA from Aspergillus oryzae RIB40, 783 nucleotides. RefSeq lists its product as uncharacterized. The coding region runs from base 1 to 783 and encodes 260 amino acids. The transcript is spliced from 2 exons. NCBI's taxonomy places the organism in Eukaryota, Fungi, Ascomycota, Eurotiomycetes, Eurotiales, Aspergillaceae. The record is from RefSeq and is a predicted model, not a curated record.
AUGACAUUCUAUGUUCAGACCUGGGAUGAGUACUACACCCAAGUGCUUACUCUUGGAAUUAUCUCUGGUCCCGUGGAAGGUGUUCUGACGCUUUGUCUCGUCUUCGGCCUCACGGCUUACAUGGGAGGCGGUAGCUUCUGGCAUCAGUCAAUGCUGGAGACCGUUGGUGUUCCCAAGUUGGAUGCCAUCCCGGAGCAGCUGUAUGACAUGCCUUUUACGCAGUGGUAUCUGGUCUACGGCGCGAUUGUACUCUUCUUCGCCACUGGAUCGAGUAUUGUGCAUGUCAUGCAAAUUCGGAGAGAGCGUGGGCAGGACCCCAUUGCACCGCUCUUUGGUCUUCUGCCCCUUGUUGCGGUGUGGGUGUUCGUGCCGGCCUAUCUCUAUCUGCAACCAACUAUCUUGGAGAACUACAUGGUCCCAUUUGCCCUUUACGUGGGUCUGGUCAACGCAUACGCGGUGGGCACGAUGAUCACUGCACACCUGGUCAAGUCCAGUUUCCCUUACUUCAACGUGCUUCUUUGCCCCCUUGCACUUGCUGUUCUUGACAGCGCUGGCCCCGUAUUUGGUCUGUGGCCCAGCGCACUGGGCGGCGGAGACGGUCAGGUUGCCUUCGUUUACGUGUGUCUCGGUCUGGCGAUUGGUGUUUAUGGAAGCUUCAUCCACGACAUUAUCACCACGAUAUGUGACUACAUCGACAUCUGGUGCCUCACUAUCAAGCACCCCUAUGUUGAGAAGCAAACCGCGAAUGGUGAAGUGGAUGCAGUUGAGAAGAAGAUGAGCUGA